AAAAAUGUAAAACUUAAUCUUUUUUAUUUCAAAAUAUUUUAGAAGCGAAGCUUCUAUAGACAGUAGACGAGCUCCAAAGAUUAACACAUAUCUUCAAUACAACAGUUAAGAAAUACAAUAUGAUAAUAAAGGCAGAAAAAAACCAAAUGUAUGACAACAUCUAAAUACCCACUACGGUGUAAAAUCCAAAUUGAUGGGAAAAUAUUAAAGCAGGAAGCAAUGUUUAGAUAUCUGGGAAUAGAUAUAACUAGUUACGGAGAUAUUAAAGAAGAAGUACGACAACAAAGCUUAAAAGCAGGUCAAGCGGCAGGUUUUAUUCAUGACACAAUUUGGAAGAACAAACAAAUAAGACAAAACACAAAAACAAGAAUCUAUAAAGCAGCAAUUAGACCUAUAUUAACAUACACGGCGGAGACAAGACCUGACACAUCUAAAACGAAACGACUGCUAGAAACAACAGAGAUGAAAAUACUCGACGAAUAUCAGGAAGAAGUUUGUUGUAUAGGGAGAGAAGCAAAAACAUAA
Messenger RNA from Diabrotica balteata, 525 nucleotides. NCBI's taxonomy places the organism in Eukaryota, Metazoa, Arthropoda, Insecta, Coleoptera, Chrysomelidae. The record is from the annotation of a GenBank genome assembly.